UCAGGUCAAUGACUGUUCAUCAUACAUCUCCAAAAACAUUGUCACCUGGAUAACUGUGGUUUCCAACUUAUCACAGGCAUUCCCUCCCCACACCUCCCUUUCUCUCCAACUUAAAAAAACAUUUGUUUUCUCAUUGUUCCAGUUCUGAUGAGGUUCAUUAACCUGAAACAUUAAUUCUUCUUCCCUCUCCAUAGAUGCUGCCUGACCACAAUACUUCCUGUAUUUCCUUUUUAAUGUAAUUUCCAGAAUCUGCAGCUUUUGGUUUUCAACCUGAAACAUUGACUUCAUUUCUGUGUCCACAGAUGAUCUGCUAGAUGUCUCUUGUGGAUUUGGGGAAGAAGCUUUUAGAAGCUGCCCGUGCUGGACAGGAUGAUGAGGUGCGAAUCUUGAUGUCCAAUGGUGCCCCUUUUACGACAGACUGGCUGGGAACAUCCCCCCUGCACCUAGCAGCUCAAUAUGGUCACUACUCAACAGCAGAAGUGCUACUUCGGGCAGGAGUGAGUCGGGAUGCAAGGACCAAAGUGGACAGAACACCACUGCAUAUGGCAGCAUCAGAAGGCCAUGCAAACAUUGUGGAGGUACUUGUGAAGAAUGGAGCUGACAUAAAUGCAAAGGACAUGCUUAAAAUGACAGCUCUUCACUGGGCCGUGGAGCAUGGUCACCAAGAUGUGGUUGAACUCUUGAUAAAAUACGGAGCAGAUGUUCACACACCAAGUAAAUUCUGCAAAACAGCCUUCGAUAUCGCAGUGGAUAAUGGUGAUGAAGAGUUAAUUUUAAUGCUUCAGAGGGCAAUGGAGAACCAGAUUAACACAAACUCAGAUAGCUCUGAUACCAUCACAGUCCACAGUGCUGCACCACAAUUCAUUAUUGGUCCUGGAGGAGUGGUCAAUUUAACUGGCUUAGUUUCUACCGGGACAUCAAAGGCAUCAGACUCGGGCAUUUCUACAGUACAGUUUGGGAACUCCUCCACAUCAGUGUUGGCUACAUUAGCUGCCUUGGCAGAAGCAUCGGCACCAUUGACACAUACGUCUGAAGCACCAGCAGUUGCUACAGAAGAAGUAGUAACAGCCGACUCUGUGGACAGUGCCAUACAACAAGUUGUCAGCAGUGGAGGUCAGCAAGUGAUUACCAUAGUUACUGAUGAUAUUCAGCUGAGCAACUUGCAGGCAGCCAGCGACAGCAUGAAUCAGCCAAUCAUUGUGACAAUGCAGGAUGGACAGCAAGUUUUGACCGUUCCGGCAACUGAUAUUGCUGAGGAGACUGUGAUCACUGAAGAGCCUUUGAUAAAGAGGCGUUGUGUGGAGAUAAUUGAAAAUCACAUUGAUAGCACAGAGAUUGAGAUACAAGAAAGUUCUGUUCCGGAAACUUGUACCCUGGACCCUGCAGAAUUCUCAGAGGAGAAGGAAGCGUUGCAGAAACAGCUGGAAGAAGCCAAUCGCGAGGCCCAGAAGUAUCGGCAGCAGCUCUUUGAGAAGGAGCAGGAGGCUGAGGCCUAUCGACAGAAGCUGGAAGCCUUUGGGCACCUGCCCUCCAAUAAGCAGGUGCUUUAAAUGUGGACAAAGAGGCAAACACAUCACUCAAACACUCAGCGGUUCCAGAUCCUAUGGGAAGGACAGCCUUCUCUAUCACUGUGACACAAAAGGGCAUGGCAGCAAUCCAGGAACAAAGGUCCUGACAGCAGAUCAUGGCUCAGAAAAUUGUGCUUUUUGGUGGUUGAAAUCCUAGUGAUUGAAUGGCAGUCGGAGGAUGUAAGGAUGGACAGGACGGAGGUUGAAGGCAAAGAGGUGAGGCACCAAGCAAUCUGCCCUUCCCCGGAAUAUUCCAAAAGGACUGAAUCUGUCUGAAGAGCACAGUCCCUCAGUCCUUCCUCAUUCACACCCUUCCUCUCUGUGUCCUAGAUAAUUCUGUUGUUACAUUAGAAGACUCUGGCUCUUGGUUUUUAUCUGUUGAUUACUGGAUUGCCUCUGUGAGAUGCUGCAAGUAUGAAAUAUUAUCUGGACAAAAGUAGAAAGAAGUUGUGCUGGUGAUUAGUGAAAUGUAGUGAAGCCUUCUUUGCACAGUGCGGAUAGGUAACUGCCCACUUGUAGAGGUAAUUGAGGCUUUAAUAUUUAAAUGUAACUGUGCAGAAUGAGCCAUUGGGUUGAGCUACCCUUCUCAAAAUCAUUUAAAAAGUUGAGUUACAGACAUUUAAUAAUGUCUCAGUGGUAUUUUUUUAAGAAAUCCUUAAAGGGGAACUCUUAACACCAGGAAUGGAUUUAAGCUGUAAAACUAUUUGAUUUCUUAUUAAAUCUAAAUUAAAUAAUCAACUUUCACUGUAAGUAACAAAACAAAUUGCAAAAAUGAGAGUCUUGUUGUUUGUAAUUUUUGUGACUGACGAAUUCAGGUUUCACCAACAAGGCACCGUGCCCAUGAACUGAUACAGUUUUAGAACCGUGAACCACACAAUGCUGGAAACGUUCCUGGAAUGAAUUAUUCACUCAGUCUGAAAGUUCAAAUUCUCUGCUGAAUUGGCUGUGUGUUGUGUCAGUGCAUCAUUCAGGAAAUGACAGGGGGUGAUAUUUUACACUUAUCGUUGUUCAUCCCGAUACAAACGCAAUUAGUCCCGACCCUGAACCUUCUCCUUAAUAACAAGACUUUAAUUCAACCCACUGAGCGGAGCUAAAAAAUUAUACUCAAUUUUAAAUUCUAUUAAUUUAUGCCGUGCAAGUGCAAGGAAGCUCAUUCCUUCAAUAGUGGCUGGUGUUUAACAAGAUGACACAGGUUUAGGUCGUUUCACCAAUAGCUAAAAGUGUGAGUUUAGGGCUGAUGGUGACUGGAUCACAGAAAAACAGCUGCUGGUGCUGCUGCCCUGUGAGAGUUGCGAUGGUUUUAAGGUAUUAUGCUGCAGCUUGUUUAUAUUCCUUGUUCAGUGUCUGUCCAUUUCAGUGUUCCUGGAGAGCCAGCCAUCUGAUCUCUGCCGAGUGUCCUUUACCUGCCGGGCUGAUGAUUUUGUUUAGUAUUUAGUUGGGACUUUUUCACUGAGGGUUCUCAGUGACCACUCUUAGACUGAUAGUGCUGACAUCCCAUUAAACAGCAGCACUUGUUCGAGUAUGAGAGAGAAGACUGUUUGCUCCAGUGGUCAGGCUCCUGAUUUAAUGUAAAUUGAAAUACAGUUUAUUAAAAGCUGCAGUGAAUUCAGAGCAUUUCCUCAUAGAUUUUUCCAUUCAGCCUAUCCUUGUAAUUAUAUAAACAAAGAUGAUUACAAAUCUUCCACUGUAUAAUUUUGUAUCAAAUAAAAACUUUCUUAAGUAA
Pristis pectinata (smalltooth sawfish) is the source of this 3291-nucleotide messenger RNA. It is a transcript of the gene gabpb1, whose product is annotated as GA binding protein transcription factor subunit beta 1. Gene Ontology annotation, cellular component: nucleus. Gene Ontology annotation, biological process: positive regulation of transcription by RNA polymerase II. NCBI's taxonomy places the organism in Eukaryota, Metazoa, Chordata, Chondrichthyes, Rhinopristiformes, Pristidae. The transcript has 10 exons. The record is from RefSeq and is a predicted model, not a curated record. Bases 315 to 1550 code for a protein of 411 amino acids. Gene Ontology annotation, molecular function: protein binding; transcription cis-regulatory region binding.